GAAAUAUCCGCUCUUCCCCACACCCCCCCACCCCCACCUGCUCGGUCUGGAUGGUACAGUCUGCAGAGGGACUCCUGUAAUGUAGCUCAGUUUAUCAAUCCCUUACAGAUGCCGAACAGUGAUUACUCCGCUGUCUAAUUGAAAUAAUUUUGGAUUUGUGAUGAUAUCUUAGCCAAGCAGAAGCUGUUGAAAAAAUGGUGUGGAGAUUUGGAGGACUGAGUGAUGCAUUACGUUUUAGUUCAUGUCCUUGUGUCUAUGGAAAGGGAUGGCAAUAUGAUGAUUGAUGCCAUGAUGGCCUCUUGAAACACAGCCCUGUACAAGCAACUUCAUGUGAUAAGAUGUUUUCGUGACACAGUUUUCUAAAGAACCAUACCAAAAUGUCUUAUGAAAACAUUCACAAUUCUGCUGCUUGUUCAUUUGCCAGUAAAUUUGUUCAUUUCGGAAGCUGAGAAUCUCAAGUAUUCAUCGCAUCACUUUGAGCUACUUAAUAUGUAGAGGACAUAUAUUGGAGUCUCUCUGCUUUUCUUUAAAGGUCUGAAGGAAGAGAUGACCAUGUAGAUGCCAACAGCCGGGUGCAGCAUAAUGGGAAACGGUGAAUGGGGUGGAACUGGUCUCCAACCGUGAAAGCAGCCAUUCUGUGGACUAUUACCUGGUCAGAGACACAUCAGUCAAUUGCUUUUUCAACUGUGAUUACUUAGAGGCAUAAAGUGGAUUUGUUCUGCUGUUUAGGCUGGAAUUUGAGUUUCUGCCCUUGCAAAUUUUCGAGUUGUAUAUAACACAGAGAGCGAAGCAAUACCAUCAGCAACAAUGGGUGACAUGACAAACAGCGAUUUUUAUUCAAAGAACCAAAGAAAUGAGGCCAACCAUGCAGGAGAAUUUGGAUGCACACUACAGGAUCUGCGCUCCCUCAUGGAACUUCGAGGAACAGAGGCAGUAGUAAAACUUAAAGAAAGCUAUGGAGACACCGAGGGCCUCUGCAGACACUUGAAUACAUCGCCAAUUGAAGGAUUGCCUGGCACUGCUACUGACUUAGAUAAAAGAAAGCUAAUUUUUGGGAAAAACUUUAUACCUCCAAAGAAGCCAAAAACUUUCCUACAAUUAGUCUGGGAAGCAUUACAGGAUGUGACUCUUAUCAUCUUGGAAAUUGCAGCCAUCAUAUCUCUUGGGCUCUCAUUUUAUCAUCCACCUGGAGAGGGGAAUGAAGCUUGUGCUACUGCAGCAGCAGGAGGUGAAGAUGAGGGUGAAGCAGAAGCUGGCUGGAUUGAAGGUGCUGCCAUCCUGCUCUCUGUUAUUUGUGUGGUACUGGUCACUGCCUUUAAUGACUGGAGUAAAGAGAAGCAAUUCCGUGGACUUCAAAGUCGUAUUGAGCAAGAACAGAAGUUUACUGUGGUUCGAGGUGGACAAGUUAUUCAAAUCCCUGUAGCAGAGAUAGUAGUUGGUGACAUUGCACAAGUCAAAUAUGGUGACCUUCUACCUGCUGAUGGGGUGUUUAUUCAAGGAAAUGACCUUAAGAUCGAUGAAAGUUCUUUAACUGGAGAGUCAGAUCAAGUCCGCAAAUCUGUUGAUAAAGAUCCAAUGCUACUUUCUGGUACCCAUGUAAUGGAAGGUUCUGGAAGAAUGCUUGUCACUGCUGUGGGAGUUAAUUCCCAAACAGGAAUAAUCUUUACUCUGCUAGGUGCUGGUGAAGAAGAGGAAAAGAAGGAUAAGAAAGGUAUGAAACAGGAGGAUGGACAUCAGCUUCCAGUAGAUUCUUCCCAUUCCUCCUUCCAUCCUCCUUCAACUACAGAUGGGGCAGCAGGUGCAAAUGCCACUGAUAAUGCAAAUGCCAGCUUAGUCAAUGGCAAAAUGCAGGAUGGAAAUAUGGAGAGCAGCCAGAAUAAAGCCAAACAACAGGAUGGUGCUGCUGCAAUGGAGAUGCAGCCCCUGAAGAGUGCAGAAGGAGGAGAGGGAGAUGACAAGGACAAGAGGAAAGCUAACAUGCAUAAGAAAGAGAAAUCUGUCCUCCAGGGGAAGCUGACUAAAUUGGCUGUCCAAAUAGGCAAAGCAGGUUUGGUGAUGUCUGCCAUCACGGUCAUCAUUUUAGUAUUAUACUUUAGUAUCGAUAACUUUGUAGUAAACAAGAAGCCAUGGCUGCCUGAAUGCACUCCAGUCUAUGUUCAGUAUUUUGUCAAGUUCUUCAUAAUUGGUGUUACUGUGCUCGUAGUUGCUGUCCCAGAAGGACUUCCACUUGCUGUCACAAUUUCCCUUGCUUACUCUGUAAAGAAAAUGAUGAAAGAUAACAAUCUGGUCCGUCAUUUAGAUGCGUGUGAGACUAUGGGUAAUGCUACAGCCAUCUGCUCUGAUAAAACAGGGACAUUGACAACCAACCGGAUGACAGUAGUACAGGCCUAUGUUGGAGACGUCCACUACAAAGAGGUCCCUGACCCAAAUUCCAUUCCAGCCAAAACUCUGGAUUUGCUAGUUCAUGCAAUUGCCAUCAACAGUGCUUAUACUACAAAAGUUCUGCCACCAGAAAAGGAAGGUGGUCUACCUCGUCAGGUUGGCAACAAGACAGAGUGUGGCUUAUUGGGGUUUGUCUUGGACCUAAAGCAGGAUUAUCAGCCCGUCCGGAAUCAAAUGCCUGAAGAGAAGCUCUACAAAGUGUAUACAUUUAACUCUGUGAGAAAGUCAAUGAGUACUGUCAUUAAAAUGCCAGACGAUAGCUUCCGAAUGUACAGCAAAGGAGCUUCUGAAAUUGUCCUAAAGAAAUGUUCUAAAGCCCUUAGUGCAUCAGGUGAGCCUCGCAUCUUCAGACCCCGUGACCGGGAUGAGAUGGUAAAGAAGGUGAUUGAACCAAUGGCCUGUGAUGGGUUGAGAACCAUCUGUGUUGCGUUUCGGGACUUCCCCAGCUCCCCUGAACCAGAAUGGGAUAAUGAAAAUGACAUUUUAACUGAUCUGACUUGCAUUUGUGUGGUUGGCAUAGAAGACCCUGUACGACCAGAGGUCCCGGAAGCCAUAAGGAAGUGCCAGCGAGCUGGAAUUACAGUCCGUAUGGUCACUGGGGACAACAUCAAUACAGCUCGUGCCAUUGCCAUAAAGUGCGGAAUAAUUCAUCCUGGAGAAGACUUUCUCUGCAUUGAGGGAAAGGAGUUUAAUCGAAGGAUCCGAAAUGAGAAGGGAGAGAUUGAGCAGGAACGUAUUGACAAGAUCUGGCCAAAACUUCGUGUCCUUGCUCGUUCAUCUCCCACAGACAAGCACACUUUGGUAAAAGGUAUCAUUGACAGCACUCAGGUGGAGCAGAGGCAGGUUGUAGCAGUGACUGGUGAUGGAACUAAUGAUGGGCCGGCCCUUAAGAAAGCCGACGUUGGCUUUGCAAUGGGUAUUGCAGGAACUGAUGUGGCAAAGGAAGCCUCAGAUAUUAUCUUGACAGAUGACAAUUUCAGCAGUAUUGUGAAAGCUGUAAUGUGGGGCCGUAAUGUGUAUGACAGUAUCUCGAAGUUCCUGCAGUUCCAGCUCACAGUAAAUGUGGUGGCCGUGAUUGUUGCUUUCACUGGGGCUUGCAUCACCCAGGACUCUCCGUUAAAAGCUGUGCAGAUGCUGUGGGUCAAUCUGAUUAUGGACACAUUUGCUUCUCUUGCUCUGGCUACCGAACCUCCUACAGAAUCCCUACUGCUAAGGAAACCAUAUGGCAGAAACAAGCCCCUUAUCUCACGUACCAUGAUGAAGAACAUUCUGGGCCAUGCUGUUUACCAGCUCACUCUCAUUUUUACUCUCCUUUUUGUUGGUGAAAAAAUGUUCAAGAUUGACAGUGGCAGGAAUGCACCACUCCACUCUCCGCCUUCUGAGCACUACACCAUCAUCUUCAAUACCUUUGUCAUGAUGCAGCUGUUCAAUGAAAUCAACGCACGCAAAAUCCAUGGUGAAAGGAAUGUUUUUGAUGGCAUCUUUAGAAACCCUAUAUUUUGCACUAUUGUACUGGGUACAUUUGCUGUGCAGAUAGUAAUUGUACAGUUUGGUGGAAAGCCUUUUAGCUGCUCUCCUUUGGAACUUGACCAAUGGUUGUGGUGUGUAUUUAUUGGAUUAGGUGAACUUGUAUGGGGCCAGGUCAUUGCAACUAUUCCAACAAGUAGGCUAAAAUUUUUAAAGGAAGCAGGAGGGCUAACAGAGAAAAGAGAGGUGCAUGAAGAGGAGCUGAAUGAAGAUGUAGAAGAGAUUGACCACGCAGAGAGAGAACUUCGGCGUGGACAAAUCCUCUGGUUCAGAGGGCUUAAUAGAAUCCAAACCCAGAUCCGCGUCGUGAAGGCAUUCCGUAGCUCUCUCUAUGAAGGAUUAGAAAAACCAGAAUCUAGAACCUCCAUUCACAACUUUAUGACUCAUCCUGAAUUUAGGAUAGAAGAUUCCCAGCCCCAUAUCCCUCUCAUUGAUGACACAGAACUAGAAGAAGAUCCUGCACUCAAGCAAAACCCAAGUCCACCAUCUUCACUGAACAAGAACAAUAGUGCUAUCGACAGUGGAAUAAACCUUACAACUGACACAAGUAAAUCAGCUACCUCUUCUAGUCCAGGAAGCCCUAUCCAUAGCCUGGAGACAUCACUUUAGCUGAAAAUGUCACUGCAAAAAUAUUAAUAUAAAUAAUAAUAUAUACAUAGAAAAAUAUGUAUAAACAAUGCUGGCUGAGAACCUGUUUGAACUCCUGUUCGCUUUGAAAAAAGAAAAGAAUGAAUCGCUUAUAAGAAUGGUUGUGGGGAAAGAAUGAAUUGCUGACAUACAUAUUCCCUUCUUGCUCCCCCUGCAGAAACAAAACAAAACAAAAAAACAAUACAAAUGCCCUCCUGCAUGAAUGUACUAUCCACUUCCAAACCUCCCUCCUUUUUAUUCCAUAAGCAGGAAAUGCAGAGGACUCCUUUGAGAUUAUUUAUCCAAUUCACUGGUCUGUGAGUUUUUCUAAAUGCUUGUGUGGCAUGGACUCAGUUGUAUAGAUUAAUUUACAUAACUUUUUUGAAGUUGCAAAGCUUGACUUGCACAGUAGAUUUGCACCAGUUGGACAAAGGAACCUAAAAUAAGCAUUUAUGAGACUAUAUAGAGAGAUAUAUACAUAUAAAUAUAUACAUAAUAUAUUAUAGCUAUAUAUGUGUAUAUAUCCAUAUAUAGUUUUAUAUAUAUAUAUAUAUAUAUAUAUAUAUAUAUAUAUAUAUAUAUAUAUAUAUAUAUCCUUGUUGGCAUGUUGCCUUUUUCUGCUCAAAUUGCUCUAUUUUAACUUAUUUAUGUCCUAAAAAUAAAGAAUGUAAUUUGUUUACAGAACUGUAGAUAAUAUCCUUAACUAUUUGUAGGAUUAAGACAGCACUUCCUGCCGAGAUAAUAUACAACUUGCUCAAUUCAAUGAAAACUUCUGUAAGAUGGCACCCUGGAUGUUUUAUUACAACUGUGGUCUGAUUUUUGCCUGCUAGGCCUUUUUUUUGUUUUUUUGUUUUUGUUAAAUAAUGUAGAUAAUGCUAGCAAAUAACAAAAGAAGCCAAAAUAUAACAUACUGGAUGUAGCAUUGUGAAUCUAUAUAGAAGGUGAUGAAACAGAAAGGCUUCCUUUGUUUUAAAUUACAAAUUUAAAUGAUCAGGUUUUUUGCUCUCUCUCUUUUUUAAUGAAUUGUUUGACCUUGUUUUGAUGCAAUACUCAAUGACGAGGCCAUUUCCUUAUUUAAGUGUAUUGAAAUGGCUUCUUAAACAUAUUUUUUUAAAAAAAGAUUAUAAUAAAGCUCAGUGGAGUUUCUGAAUAUCAGUUCAAAAAUAAGUUAUACUUGGCUUUGUAGGACGAUCAAACUAGUGUUGAAAUAUUGUGUGCUGAUUUUUUUUCCCAUUAGAAAUUUAGGCAUUUAUUUCUUGCAACGUAUGGGCUGUUGGCAUUUUGGAUGAGAACCACUAUGAUUUGUUGCUUUGAUUUUUUUUUUUUUAAGAAAACCAAUAUCAUUUUCUGCACUAUGUAGACCUGAAUGAAACUUUAUGAAGUGUAUACUGAAAUGUGCUUUGUGUGAUUCUUUUUAAACCAAGGUUGUCUUCCUAUAGUCCUAGAAGUAUACAGUAGCAAAUUCACAAAUGUUUUUUGCCCAUGUAUUGUGCUUUCUACAAGGAAAGCCAUUGUGAACAUCUGCAAUACUGUGGGUGAGAUCUUUUCUUUUCUUUUCAAGAUGGUAACAGCCCUGGUAACUUAGAAGCUUAUAUAAUUGCUAUGUCAACCACUUGAAUGCGAAGCACUUUGUGGGUCACAGAUUUUUCAUAAAUGACUUUUGUAUUUAAUACAAGGUUUGCUUCAAGACUUUUCAGCAUAUGAUCUUUUCCUUAAACUUGUACAGUGCAGAAGACAUUUUGAUUAACAUGCUCAAUUAUGCCAGAAGAAUUGGGGGGAAGGCCAUUUUAAAAAUAGCUUGAAAACUCUGUUGUGGUAUUGCCUGCUGUUUUAAAGUUGGCUAAAAAGGUGGAACAACUCUGUAAUCAGAAGAACUAUUCCAACCUAGAAACUCUUCCAACAAGAUGAGAUACCUGGCCAAACUGCAGUUUGAAAUGACUAAUGCUCUGAGGACACACUGUGACUAUUGGGCCAGGUAGAGCUAUAACCAGCUUGAAUUGCCAGCUUCUGGACUUUAAUAUGAAGCUUUUAAUGCCAUUGGGCUCCACAUAGUUUGGUCUGAUCCAAACAUCUGGCUGAAGAGCAACCUUUCCCAAGCUUACACAACCUUCUUCUCAACAUAGUGUGACCCAGUUCUUAACUCUCAAAAGCUGGCAUGAAACCCCAGCUGACUUCAGCUCAUUCUUAGAAUCAAACUAAGUGAAAGUUAGUCAGGGUUCAACUAUGGAUUGUAAAUAACAUUGACUAACUUUGUGCUACACUGAGGUUCUGUAUUCAACUUGGGAUACCAUAUUUGAGAAACAAAAAUAAUGAUGUUUAUAUACAGGGAAAAGCAUGUCGCUUUGGACUCAAACAACAACAACAUUGUUGGUACUGGAAUAGUUUUCAUUUUCAAUAUCUUAAUAUUGAUUAUUUGCCUUUUAUUUCAAGCUUGUUUUUUUGUCAGAUUCUUUUUUGGUUUUAUUUCACUUUGUGUGUGUGCACAUUGUAAUACAGCCUCUUAAUAACUUGUAGGGUACCAUUUGCAAACUUGAAAAACUGUUCAAAGAAACCAACACUUCAUUCUGUACAUAUAUAGUUAAAAAAAGAAAGCAAAAGAAAAUAGAAUAUAUAUUAACUGUGAUGCAUAGGAAACUUUGGAUUCUGUCAACAGAAACCAUGCUUUAUGUAUAUGAUAAACAGACUUUUUAAAAAACAAUGAAAGCAGAUGAGCUAUAACAACCUUUCAACUUCAAGAUGUGCACCAUGUUCCCUUUCUUUAUUGCUUGACCUCUGUAUGAUGGGAAGAAUGGAUAAAAAACCAAAAUGAUCUAUAUGUUGACAUUCACUGCAAUACAUAAAAUGCUUGCUCUCUACGUACUGUUCCUAAAAGCAUGAGAUUUGUGGAAAACAACAGCAGUACAUUCAGCAAUCCAUCCCAGUAGCGAUUAUUAUUCCUAUAUGUUUAUUCAUCUGUUUUUAUGAAUUUUUUAAAUCUAGACAAUAAUUGUAAAUAAAGAACUUACUGUCUCUGUUCAUUUAAUACUAUGCAAAAGGUUAUGCUUUCUAUUGUUAUUCCUACAGUGUGAUGCUGGAAUGUUUGUGGUUUCAAAAAAACACACACAGAAGUAAAAUAUGUGAUGUAAAUUAUUUUAUAGUUUGAAACAAAAUGAUAACGUUUUACUCUUGCUGCUUACUGUCUAAUAGAUAUCUCCUGGCAGGAGCACAAGUGGAAAUUGAGAAAAAAAAAUAAAUUCACAAAGCAGCAUGAACAAUAAAAGUCUGAAUAUAACAUC
This is a messenger RNA of Hemicordylus capensis (graceful crag lizard), 7871 nucleotides long. It is a transcript of the gene ATP2B2, whose product is annotated as ATPase plasma membrane Ca2+ transporting 2. Gene Ontology annotation, molecular function: P-type calcium transporter activity; ATP hydrolysis activity; PDZ domain binding. The transcript has 26 exons. NCBI's taxonomy places the organism in Eukaryota, Metazoa, Chordata, Lepidosauria, Squamata, Cordylidae. Gene Ontology annotation, cellular component: postsynaptic density membrane; intracellular membrane-bounded organelle. The coding region runs from base 808 to 4578 and encodes 1256 amino acids. The record is from RefSeq and is a predicted model, not a curated record. Gene Ontology annotation, biological process: calcium ion transmembrane transport; regulation of cytosolic calcium ion concentration.